This is a messenger RNA of Monomorium pharaonis (pharaoh ant), 5143 nucleotides long. RefSeq lists its product as uncharacterized. The record is from RefSeq and is a predicted model, not a curated record. Lineage: Eukaryota; Metazoa; Arthropoda; Insecta; Hymenoptera; Formicidae. The transcript has 6 exons. Bases 1393 to 3408 code for a protein of 671 amino acids.
GGGAGACCAUCUGCUAUGCGACGCGGCGGCGGCGGCGGCGGCAGCUCGUAAGGAGGCGAGAGAAGAUGAGACCGCACCGUCUAACUCCUCCGGUGGGAAACGUCAUGCUCGAGCGCAUCCGCGACGUGAUCGCGCUCAAACGAAAUCGAUACGCACUCGAUUAAUCCGACAAUGAGUAAUGGGACUCGACGGUCGAGGUGUAUAGAGACGUUCGUCGCAACGAAGCUCUAUUAAUUGCCAACGUCAACGGUAACGGAGUUGAUUAGCCGGGAGGGAAAGGAGAAAAAAAAAGGCGAGUGACGGUGUCGAAGGAUGGCGCACGAGGCGAUUGAACUUUAUCCUCUGAUCCCCUUAGCCGCGCGCAACAGAGUCCGUUAUGCUUUCUACUAGGUUUCCAUAAGUUCCUUUUGUCGCCGCGUGAUUUUCCGCUUUUCUGGACGCGAUUAUGUGAUCGCGGCAGGGGGCUUGUUAGCCGUUGAAAUUCAACGUAUCGUGAUAGUUUCCUACGCUCUUAGAAAGGCCACCGAGUGCAAUUUCAUGCGCUCCCAGCAGAACAGAUCUAGAAACCACACGUUGGCCAACGGCCAGUUCGCAUGUAAGAGCGGCGAGGGAUAUCUCCCGCGAGUUUUGGCGAGCUCCGGCCCCGAAUCGGACGAUACUGAUUUUGAGGAAGGGAAAGAGCGACGCGAUGGGAUUUCAAUUGUAACGCAACUGUUACAACGAUUGAAUCUACCGGGUAAAGCGAUCAUUUAUGAAAUAAUUUAAUUUUGCCAGUUGUUAUUAAUUAUGAAUGUAAUUCUAUCAAUUUUAUUAAAUUACGAUAAGAUUGAUUUCUAUAUUCCAUAAUUUUAUACGUAAUGAUAUUUCUAUCAUUUUUGGAAGCAAGUAAUGAUAUGUGCAAAUUAAUCGAAUUAACGAAGCCAAUUUGGUGCAAGAGAAAAAGUUGAGUAAAAUAUAUAAUUGAUAUAUUCGAGCUAUUUUCGUGCAACGUAAGUUAUAAUUUACUUGUUCGAGUGAGAUUAUCAUCGCCAUCAUAGUUGGUUACGUGCUAUUCGAAUUUAAUCACAGUAAUACGGAAUUGAACGAACUAUGCUUCGGACGUGUGCACGUCGCUUUCUCGGCCUCUCUUCGGAGAUCCGAAGGAACGAUUAGCGAAUUGUGUAUGCAGAAAAAUCUAGUUACCGCUAUAAAUAUCUCGAUCGCGCGGUUGCGGCUUAUUGCGCGCAGUGCCGUCCCAUUCGAGUCACUUUCACGAGAGAGCGCUGAAUUUGGCGCACGGCGGUAUCACGGUGUUCCGUGUCGCGUCACAUUCUUAUAGGGUUUCACCUGGCGAGUACGUCCCGCGCCGUGUAACGGUACCGGUGUUACGUCACGAGCACACACCUGUCACGCAUGUGGCGGACAAAGGGUUGCACCACACGGCCUGGUAAAAUAAUAACGCGGAAGGAGGGACCGGUGCUCGCGCAUCGCCAGAUAUCUGAUUUCCGCAGCGAAACUUGGGCAAGAAAGGACACGCACAUGAUGGAGAGGACGUGGCGGAAUAUACGGACGACCUUUCUCUUAUUGCUGCCCUUAUUAUUGGCCAGUGUACGAAGUGAAGCACCGUUGGUCGACAGCAGCGCGUUGCCUUUGGAACACAGGUCUGUCUAUGGGGCCCCGGCUCAGUACGGCCCACCGGCCGCCCACGAAGAGAACUGGCCGCUGGCGUCGCCGGACACUCCGCAAAUUAAGCAUCUGCAGGUGCAGUGCGAGAAGACGCACAUGCGGGUGAACAUCGAGUUUGAUCGGCCGUUCUACGGCAUGAUCUUCAGCAAGGGCUUCUACUCGGAUCCGCACUGCGUCCACUUGAAGCCCGGCACCGGCCACCUGAGCGCGACCUUCGAGAUCUUCCUCAAUUCGUGCGGCAUGAGCUCGUCAGCGAAUCAUAACGUGGCCGCCUACGGCGCCCCGACGCCGUCCGGUAGCUACGUGGAGAACACGAUUAUCGUGCAGUACGAUCCGUACGUGCAGGAGGUGUGGGACCAGGCGAGGAAGCUGCGCUGUACCUGGUACGAUUUCUACGAGAAAGCAGUCACCUUCAGGCCGUUCCAGGUCGACAUGCUACACGCCGUAACCGCCAACUUUCUCGGCGACAACCUGCAGUGUUGGAUGCAGAUACAGGUCGGCAAGGGCCCCUGGGCCAGCGAGGUGUCCGGCAUCGUCAAGAUCGGUCAGACCAUGACGAUGGUAUUGGCUAUCAAGGACGACGAGAACAAGUUCGAUAUGCUGGUGAGAAAUUGCGUCGCUCACGACGGCAAGAGGGCGCCGAUUCAGCUGGUCGAUCAGUACGGCUGCGUGGUCAGGCCGAAGAUCAUGUCCAGAUUCCAGAAGAUCAAGAACUUCGGGCCGAGCGCAUCGGUCGUCAGCUUCGCCUAUUUCCAGGCCUUCAAGUUCCCCGACAGCAUGAACGUCCACUUCCAGUGCGUGAUUCAAGUUUGCCGGUACAAUUGCCCCGAGCCCAAGUGCGGGCAUGGUCUUGAGUACGGUGCACCUGCCGGCGGCAUUAGUCACGAAUAUGGCGCACCAGUCUCGCAAGGUCUCUCUUCGGAGUACGGUGCCCCGCCUGUGCCCGAAUACGGCGUGCCGCCGGCUUAUCCUGAUCCGCGACAUCCCAGCGGACCGGCCGGGGCAUACAGCGAACCGAGUCCGGACGUGGUUCCGGCACCACAAGCGCAGACCUCGUCCUCUUCGCCUAGCUCGACGCCGGGUGAUGCUACGUCGAGCAGCUCACCCCAGAGUCCUCAGGAUAAUAUCCACCUCCCUCCGCCUCCUCUGCCCGGCCAUCCGGCGGCGUACCAGACUGUGAAGCGAAAAGGAACCGCCGGCACGGAGGAGCUUGAGGGUAAUCUAGCCAUCCUCGGAGGUAGACCGAGGUCGGUUGAAGGUUUCCCAGCUGAGCUCAGAGGCGCUAGGAGGCGAAGGCACGACGAGCCACAUGACCUCGAAGACGACGAUAGCAAUAUCUAUCACACGGUGACCCUGUUCUCCACCCACGUGUACAAACGAGCGGCGCAGGAGAUGACGGACGUCAACACCUCGAGGGUCAUCCAGGUGGUCGCGCCGGGCGACGUCAACUUCGCGCUGGGCACGACGAACUCCAGCAACGACACCACCGUCGUCAUACAGAACGCGAGCGCGUCGACCGACCCGGAGACGAUCUGCAUGAGCCUGCCAGGCUUCGUGGGCGGUCUGGUGAUGCUGCUGCUGGUCGUCGUGGUCGCCUCCCUCGUCGCGGCCUUCCUCUUCGUCAGGGUGCGCGCUGUCGACCGCAAGAACGCCGCGAUAGGCGGAACCGCCUUCGUACAUCCGGCGUACGCGACCGAGAAUUGCAGCGUGCCGAACCCGGAGUUCGUGAAAGUCGCCAACUGAAGAGGCGUGUUACGGUGCGCAAAAUCAAAAAACUCACUGCGAGGAGAGAAGGAGGAGAUCCCCCUCCGGAGGAUCGUCGACCUCGACGACGGGCAAUGCUUCGGGACCAUCGACGCUAUUUCAUCCGGAACGAAACUCGAAACUCGAGACACGUUACACUACACACGUCGGAGAUUCUCCUCGUCGAAAGUUGCAACCGCGUUUCCGUCCCCCAUUCUCCUCUUCCAAUGUGGUAGCCGGUAACUUCGGUGUCUAGUCUAGUCGCGUCGAUCCGCGCUCAUCGCUCGCGAUUCGGGGGAGACAAUGACUAGAUCGAUAUCGAUUGAGAGAGAGAGAGAGAGAGCGGGAGCGAACAUUCGAUCGAGCGAGGAGGGACGAGGGGGAUCUUCGAGUACAAAACGUCUAAACAAGAGGCCCGGAAGCACGAGCGCUUUGACGAGGAAGUGGCGGAACGGAGGGGUGGAGAGGAGAGGAGAGGAAGGUAAAUGGGAAAGAGGAGCCACUGACGCGUGCUCCACCGAUCGUCCGGAAUCAGCUUUUUUUUCCUUCCGCCAAUCAUCGCGAUCGAUGGUGCGCGCGCCACAGUGACGAAAUAUCGCGAGUCGAUCUCUCCGUUUUGACGCUUCGUGAUCACCGCGGUGGCAAUCAACGUAAUUUCCAGGUACCGACGUGGCGGCGGCUCGGUAUCGGGGAGCGAGAGAGAGAGAUCGAUCGCGUAAUCGCCAGAGUAGUCUCUAAUAAGGAGGGCAUUUGUAAAUAAGUCGCGCGGGUAGUCAAACGGCCCUCUUCAGGACCCGCUUUCAGGUCUCGCGUCUCUCCGAUCACACCGUGUGUACGCGCUAUUAUUUAUACACGUAAUACUUCAACUACGAGUGUUUCUUCUUAUCUCGCCUUCGUUGUACCUCAUCUCACGCGUUUCGCCGCGAACCGCGCGCGAGUUUGGCGUCGCGACGCCCGACGUCAUACGCCGACGUCGGCGGCGACGGCGGCGGCGGCGGCGGCGGCGGCGGUGCGCUCGGUGGUACCGUUAUUUCGCGUACUUAAACCUCUCAAGCGGUUCACCGAGCGCUCCCGGUAAACAUGUUUGUGUCCCCGAAAAUGGGCUGCGGAGUCGUCCGCGAAAAACGCAACGCUCGGCACUCGGAAAGUUUAAUUCAGGGCGAGAGGAAUUGCCCCCCUCCUCCCCUCGAAAACGAGGAGCGCUCGCUAAGCCGCUUAAGACACAACGAGAAGACUCUAUUUAUUAGCUCUUCCCUCUCUAUCCUUUUUCUAACUCUACAUUCCGAUCGAUCUAACUUAAUUUAUUGAUCAAAAUUGUACGACAUUACCCCUACUUUACUUUACUUCGCUUAGUAUUUAAGGCUAUCUGUCGAAGAAUAUUCCCGGAAUUUGGGAAUAUGUUUUACGUAUGUGUUUUAAGCACACACACACAAACACAAACGCAAACAUACACACGCAUACAGGACACGCUCAUUCCGACACAUACAUGAACAUGUGAAACGUAUGAAAUCACACACGCAAUGCGCGAAAUGUGUUGUAUACGUUAUUAUACCAGCGCGAAAAAUGUAUUCACAAAACAUCCGUUACAAUUAAUUGUUUGAGAAUUAUUUUAAUUACAUGAUCAUUUUUAUUUAUAUAAAUCUGCGCGUUUCUCCUCUUUUUCUUGACCAUCUUUCCCUCAUGUAAAUUAGGAAAUAACGUAGCGUAGAUAAAAAGAUCAUAAUUCGUUUUGGAA